This is a messenger RNA of Malus domestica (apple), 1002 nucleotides long. Its product is annotated as B-box zinc finger protein 24-like. NCBI's taxonomy places the organism in Eukaryota, Viridiplantae, Streptophyta, Magnoliopsida, Rosales, Rosaceae. Gene Ontology annotation, cellular component: nucleus. The record is from RefSeq and is marked provisional. Gene Ontology annotation, molecular function: zinc ion binding. Gene Ontology annotation, biological process: photomorphogenesis; regulation of DNA-templated transcription.
GGAGGAUAUACGUUGGAGAUGAAAAUUCAGUGUGAUGUGUGUGAGAAGGCUCAGGCGACGGUGAUUUGCUGCGCCGAUGAGGCGGCGCUGUGCGCCAAAUGUGACGUGGAAGUACAUGCAGCGAAUAAGCUUGCAAGCAAGCACCAGAGGCUUCUCCUCGAGUGUCUCUCAAAGUCAAACAAACUCCCUAGAUGUGACAUAUGCCAAGACAAGGCAGCUUUUAUAUUCUGCGUCGAAGACAGAGCCCUCAUUUGUCAGGAUUGCGACGAAUCGAUUCAUUCAGCGAAUAGCCGCGCUGCAAACCACCAGAGGUUCCUAGCCACUGGAAUCCGAGUGGCUUUGAACUCCGGUUGUUCUAAGGACACUGAACCGAAUAGCUUGGAGCCACCCAGUAGUCACAGCUCACACACGAUCGUUUCAACAAAAGUUCCAACACCACAGGCUUCUGGUUUCUCGUCCCCUUGGGGUGUUGAUGACUUGCUGCAAUUAACCGAUUUUGAAUCUUCCGACAAGAAAGAGUCUUUUGAGUUUGGUGAGCUUGAAUGGAUAGCAGAUAUGGGUAUUUUCGGCGUAGAGCAAUUUCCUCAGAAAGCGUUGGCAGCAGCUGAAGUUCCUCAGCUUCCACCGUCGCAGGCAACCAAUUUUACCUCGUAUAGACCUGCCAAAUCGAACAGUCCAUACAAGAAGCCUCGAAUCGAAAUGCUGGAGGACGAUGAUGAUCAUUUUACUGUCCCUGAUCUUGGCUGAUUUUAAACGCAUAUCAACUGGUUUCAUGGUAUUAGUUGACACGUUGAAUUACAUAAUGUCCAUACAAAGUAAUGCUUGUAUGCAUUUAUGUAUGUGUACAAGAAUUUAUAAUGCGUUUUCGGGAUUUACCAUUUUAUUUGAUCCAUCGGCAUGUAAUUUCGCCUACUCUGGCAACAAGACCGUACUCCGUAGAAACAUAUGCCUGUUAUUUUAGUUCAUGUCGAUUGAAAAUAAAACUGUUGUGGGUAAUUGAUA